AUGAAGAGCAGCUAUGAACGUAAUGAAGACCAAGAGAGCAGCUAUGAAAGUAAUGAAGACCAGGAGAGCAGCUAUGAAAGUAAUGAAGACCAAGAGAGCAGCUAUGAAAGUAAUGAAGACCAAGAGAGCAGCUAUGAAAGUAAUGAAGACCAAGAGAGCAGCUAUGAAAGUAAUGAAGACCAAGAGAGCAGCUAUGAAAGUAAUGAAGACCAAGAGAGCAGCUAUGAAAGUAAUGAAGACCAAGAGAGCAGCUAUGAAAGUAAUGAAGACCAAGAGAGCAGCUAUGAAAGUAAUGAAGACCAAGAGAGCAGCUAUGAAAGUAAUGAAGACCAAGAGAGCAGCUAUGAAAGUAAUGAAGACCAAGAGAGCAGCUAUGAAAGUAAUGAAGACCAAGAGAGCAGCUAUGAAAGUAAUGAAGACCAAGAGAGCAGCUAUGAAAGUAAUGAAGACCAAGAGAGCAGCUAUGAAAGUAAUGAAGACCAAGAGAGCAGCUAUGAAAGUAAUGAAGACCAAGAGAGCAGCUAUGAAAGUAAUGAAGACCAGGAGAGCAGCUAUGAAAGUAAUGAGGACCAAGAGAGCAGCUAUGAAAAUAAUGAAGCCCAAGAGAGCGGCUAUGAAAGUAAUGAAGGCCAAGAGAGCAGCUAUGAGAGUAAUGAAUACCAGGAGAGUAGCCAUGAAAGUAAUGAGGACCAAGAGAGCAGCUAUGAAAGUAAUGAAGACCAAGAGAGCAGCUAUGAAAGAGCAGCUAUGAAAGUAAUGAAGACCAAGAGAGCAGCUAUGAAAGUAAUGAAGACCAAGAGAGCAGCUAUGAAAGUAAUGAAGACCAAGAGAGCAGCUAUGAAAGUAAUGAAGACCAAGAGAGCAGCUGAUAGCUGGAAUUGUAGUGAAAAUAAGACUGUCAAAACAUGA
Cryptotermes secundus is the source of this 909-nucleotide messenger RNA. RefSeq lists its product as uncharacterized. Bases 1 to 909 code for a protein of 302 amino acids. Lineage: Eukaryota; Metazoa; Arthropoda; Insecta; Blattodea; Kalotermitidae. The record is from RefSeq and is a predicted model, not a curated record. The transcript has a single exon.